AUAGUCUACAGGACGCACAAUUUACACCAUCACGCCACGCCUCGUUUGUUCUUUAUAAUGCACACAAUAACUCCAGGUUAAUGCACUUUUGCUUUACUAAGUUUGGUUAGUUCAAUCCGGUGUGGUCUGUGUUGAGCGCGCGCUGUCCGGCGCGCGCUGGGAAAAGUUCCGGCGGCGCGGAUGAAUUCGGCACACAGGCACUGCGGCUCCAGUCUGGCUGACGCCGGGAUGUGCAGCCGGAGCCGCGGCUCCAUGCAGACACACGCGUUACACCUCCAGUCUUUUACACACACACGCACACACACACACACACACACACACACACACACACACACACAGAGGCAGACAGACAGACUGGCUGAGGCGGGAAUAGACUGCAAGUUCUGCAACGAGCUGAAGCAGGCAGUGCUGCGUCCAGAGACACACUAGUGCCAGUUCAGCGGCAGAGUGAUGAGAGGAAAAGCCUGUGAGGUGAUUAAGCGUAUCUGAGCUCUCAGACUGGCAGACGCCGCUUUCACAAGCAGACACUGGCUCACAGAGAGCAGAGCCACCAGUGCACUCACUACAUUUUAUUAGUUGUUUACUCUUUUCCCAGCUUUGUUUUGCCAUUUUACCUUCUUUUCUCCGUAUUUCCUACCUUCUUUACGUUUAUUUAGUGAAGCAUGGUUAGUUGCUGUAGGAUAUCAUUCAUCACAUCACAUCAGGGAGCUAACUUCAGGAGCAGCAGGAGUUCUUGUUUUUAACCUUCAAAUAAUAAAUAAUCAUUUGUUUUGUAUUUGUUGUGGUACAUAUCUGAGGGUCAGAUCUGAUGUUGGUAUAUGAUAGAAGAUUGAAGAAUGUCACCUGUUGACAGCAGGAGAAGCAGCUGAACAAUGCUGCUGAGAUCCCAGUGUUGUUCCAGACUCAGCGACUGGCAGGGAGUAUAUUUUUCCAGAGAGAUAUUCCUGCACUCUUGUGCAAUUCUCUGAAUGAUUAUUCUCUGGACAAACAGUGCCUAAAGCAUUUCUAUUCUUGACAAAUGCUUGCAGUUUUAACUCGACCUCUUACAUGAAUAUUUUUCUUCUUCUUCCAGUUCCAGUAAAAGGACAAACCCAGACCUUUUGGCUUUUCCAAGAAAACAUCUCCAUCACAGGGAUUCCUCUACAACGUCCACUAGCUUUUGAAUGAGAGACAACAAAAUUUGAAUCCCUGAACUUUUCCUUCAUCAGCAGCACUAAUUACACCCCAUCCUCCCCUAAUUAACUCAAAAGCUUUGUUGCACUUUGUGGCAAUGCACGCCACUACAUCCAUCACAUCACUGUUUUCCUUUACAAGUCCAGCUGUGAAACGACUGCUGGGAUGGAAACAAGGUGAUGAGGAGGAGAAAUGGGCAGAGAAGGCUGUGGACUCGCUGGUGAAGAAGCUGAAGAAAAAGAAAGGGGCAAUGGAGGAGCUGGAGAAGGCACUGAGCUGUCCAGGUCAGCCGAGCAAGUGCGUGACCAUCCCGCGCUCCCUGGAUGGACGGCUGCAGGUGUCGCAUCGGAAAGGCCUGCCACAUGUCAUCUACUGCCGUGUGUGGCGCUGGCCUGACCUGCAGUCGCACCAUGAGCUGAAGGCACUGGACUGCUGUGAGUUUCCAUUCGGCUCCAAGCAGAAAGACAUCUGUGUCAACCCCUACCACUACCGCCGUGUGGAGACACCAGUGUUGCCUCCUGUCCUGGUACCUCGCCACAGCGAGUUCAACCCUCAGCACAGUCUGCUGGCCAAAUUCCGCCAUGCCUCCCUCCAAAAUGAGCCGCUCAUGCCCCAGAAUGCCACUUUCCCAGACUCAUUUCCUCCACUGCCUUGCAGCUCAUUCUCCUCCUCUCCAUCUGGCUCUCUCCAGUCCCCAAGUGCACACAGCCACCCAAACUCCCCAAGUAGUACGUCUGAACCGGCAAGUCCCUACCACAUCACAGAGACCCCACCACCACCCUACAGCAUGAUGGAAACGAGCCCUCCACAGGACGUGAAGCCAGGAGAGUCGUCCAACACGAUUAAACUCACUCUGUCUGCUCCACACAGAGACUUGAGGCCAGUGUGUUAUGAGGAGCCGGAGCACUGGUGUUCUGUGGCUUACUAUGAACUGAACAACCGAGUUGGAGAGACCUUCCACGCCUCAUCACGGAGCAUUCUGGUGGACGGCUUCACGGAUCCGUCCAACAACAAGACCCGGUUCUGCUUAGGGCUGCUGUCCAAUGUUAACCGCAACUCUACCAUCGAACACACCCGCCGGCACAUAGGCAAAGGUGUGCACCUGUAUUAUGUAGGAGGUGAGGUGUACGCUGAGUGCCUGAGUGACAGCAGCAUUUUCGUACAAAGUCGCAACUGCAACUACCAGCAUGGUUUCCAUGCCACUACUGUGUGCAAAAUCCCCAGCGGCUGCAGCCUUAAGAUCUUCAACAACCAGUUGUUCGCCCAGCUGCUGUCUCAGUCAGUGAACCACGGCUUUGAGGUGGUGUACGAGCUCACUAAGAUGUGCACCAUCAGAAUGAGCUUUGUCAAGGGCUGGGGUGCAGAAUACCACCGCCAGGAUGUCACGAGCACCCCUUGCUGGAUUGAGAUCCACCUGCACGGACCUCUGCAAUGGCUUGAUAAAGUUCUAACCCAAAUGGGUUCCCCACACAACCCUAUCUCAUCCGUGUCCUAACACUGUAUGUACACUCCAUAACUCACAGCACAACCUGAGGAUCAGCACAGGAGAAAGCAGUGUCCAAACCACCAUCUCAGUUUUCUCUAAAGGUUCAUGGUACCAGUAGGCUAUCACAGACUUCAAAUGACUUUAAGGCAUCUUUUGCAUCGAAUAGCUAGAGUAUUAGGACCGUUUCUGUUUAGUCCUUGUUUUUUUUUAUCAAAAAGCCCAAUAUUCCAUAAUUUGAUUUCUGUACCGUCUAGAGAGCAACACAGUGAUGGAAGAUUAAGGAAAGAGUCAGUAGUAGCAAUGUUAGCUUGAUGUUUGUUUUGUGUUGGCAACAUGUCUACAUUGUGAAUCCUAUUACAUGCUUGAUUUUUUUUCCUAUUUUUUGAAAUACAGAAUUUCCCUCUCA
This is a messenger RNA of Ictalurus punctatus (channel catfish), 3065 nucleotides long. RefSeq names its product SMAD family member 9 (gene smad9). Bases 1271 to 2668 code for a protein of 465 amino acids. The record is from RefSeq and is a predicted model, not a curated record. The transcript is spliced from 8 exons. Gene Ontology annotation, molecular function: RNA polymerase II cis-regulatory region sequence-specific DNA binding; I-SMAD binding; DNA-binding transcription factor activity, RNA polymerase II-specific. Lineage: Eukaryota; Metazoa; Chordata; Actinopteri; Siluriformes; Ictaluridae. Gene Ontology annotation, cellular component: heteromeric SMAD protein complex. Gene Ontology annotation, biological process: regulation of transcription by RNA polymerase II; cell differentiation; SMAD protein signal transduction.